AUGAAUGCUCAAGAGUCUGGUGAGAGGGGAUGGCUUGAACAUUACCUCGACCUCUCUGCGGACGAGGAUGCUCGCAGCGAUGGCGGAAAACAAUCCUGCUUUGUGACGUCUGAGGAGUUUUUUGAGAGGCUGCAAGAGGAGCCGUCGCUGGAUGAGCAGACCAUUGGGGUGCAUGUCUACACAGAGCCAGAGGUCUCGUGGGCUCCUUUCAGCCUUUUCUCAGGGAACCAUCAUUUUCUUGUCAUUGAGACAAGUAGCUGGUGGUGGUCCAUUGAGCUGCGAGAUGGACGGAUUGUGAUACAGCGCGGAAAGGAUUUUUCAAGUGUACAGAACCGCUGUCGGUGUAGAUAUCGUCGGCGUCGGUUUUUGCAAAAUGGGCCAUACCUUGUAUUUCAGGGAACAUUUGAGUGGUGCUGCCUUCGUGACCUUUUUUUCCUCAUUGAUUGUGAGGGAUUCUUCAAUGGAGGCGUUUUAUCCGAUAAAUUUUCGUCGUUGGCCCUUGUUAACUACAUCUUCAAGGAAUGUGGUGUGCGCCAGUUGGUUGGCACCAGUCAUGUGUGA
Molecule: messenger RNA, 561 nt
Organism: Trypanosoma cruzi
Lineage: Eukaryota; Euglenozoa; Kinetoplastea; Trypanosomatida; Trypanosomatidae
Exons: 1
Coding region: 1-561 (186 amino acids)
Source: RefSeq, a predicted model, not a curated record